This is a messenger RNA of Phycomyces blakesleeanus NRRL 1555(-), 1158 nucleotides long. RefSeq lists its product as hypothetical. The record is from RefSeq and is a predicted model, not a curated record. Lineage: Eukaryota; Fungi; Mucoromycota; Mucoromycetes; Mucorales; Phycomycetaceae. The coding region runs from base 119 to 367 and encodes 82 amino acids. The transcript is spliced from 2 exons.
CUUAUAUUAUACGCACAACACACAAUACAAGAAAACAUUAUACUUCUUUUACAAACAUAAAUAUAUAAUUUUCCUUCCUUAAUUCAUUCGCUUAACCUUUUUCAAUCCAAAAAAAAAAAUGACUAAACGAGUUCAAUUUUCAUGCGACGUAAAGUUUGUUAAUACUUUUGACAAUGAUGAAUAUGAUCGAACUGCACAAGAGGUUGCAAAACUCACCUACAAAGACAUGGUCGAACUCCUUACCAUGAAAUCACAGUGGCGUCGAGAAAUGGAACGCAUGCUUGCCGAACGAGCAGCUGGAGAAAAGCGAGACGAUGACAGGGACGAACCACCCCGUCUCUUUGUCUCAUGCGAAAUCUACACCUAAAAUAACAAGAACAACAGCAUCAUAUCUUCUCUUCUUCAAACCGGACUACCAAGAACGCCUUGAUGAUCUCAAACUCACCUCAUAUUAUCUCACAUCACAUCACCUCACCUCACCUCACCUCACCGAUCGACCGACCAACUGACCAACUAACUGACCGAUGUUUUUUUGCUUGCCUGCCUGUCUUUUUGCUUGUUCAAUAUUUUAUUAUUUAUAUUGUCUGUCAACAACUUUACCAAGUCAAGGCACGCAGUCUAUCUCUCUCUCUCUAUUUGAUUUUCUUUGUUUUAAACCAAAAAUAAGAAGAAGAAAAGGAAAGAUACAAUCUACGCAUAACACACACACUCACAUACAUACACACAUACAUACAUACAUCAACACUCACAUUUACAACAAUCCAUUCUAUGCCUAUUUGGUAUUCCUACUGACAUCACCACCCUUUCUAUCUAUCUACUUAUCUACCCAUCUCUCUCUUUGUACAAAAUAUACACCUUUUCUUUUUCUCCUUCUAUCUUUUCAACUCCAACUCCUCUUCCCUCCUCUCUACACAUACAUACAUAUAUAUAUAUAUAUAUAUAUAUAUAGGCAUUUCUAUGUAAUUCACCAAAUACAUCCCCCCUCCCAUAUUUAUCCCAUUCAAUUCAUGCAUUCAAUUCAAUUCAAUUCACAGUUAUCAUACAUAUAUCCUUGUUUUCUUUCAAUUUUUUUUAAAAUAUAUACAUAUAUAUAUAUAAUUAUUUAUUUUGUUUCUUUUGAUAACAACAAUAAUAAUCUUCUUCUUUUAACUCUAUCAU